This is a messenger RNA of Malania oleifera, 448 nucleotides long. Its product is annotated as protein OXIDATIVE STRESS 3 LIKE 1-like. The record is from RefSeq and is a predicted model, not a curated record. Bases 43 to 321 code for a protein of 92 amino acids. NCBI's taxonomy places the organism in Eukaryota, Viridiplantae, Streptophyta, Magnoliopsida, Santalales, Ximeniaceae. The transcript has 2 exons.
UUCUUCCUCACCUCUCCCUCUCUCUCUCUGUGCCAAUUCAAUAUGGAGAAAGAAACAGAAAGUACGAAGGCAUUUGACAUGGGUGCUCUGAGAACCAAUCUUCCCCAAAAGAGAGGAUUGUCAAGAUAUUACUCAGGUAAAGCGAGAUCAUUCACGUGCAUAACAGAUGCUCAGUGCCUUGAAGAUCUCAAGAAAAGAGAAAACCCAGAAGCCAAGAAGAGGAAGAAAGUUUUGGACAUGCAGGAAAUGCAGAUUCCUCCAUAUCCCUGUCGAAGAGUGUCGAGUACAACCCAAUGUGCUACACCUUGUGUCGGCGCCUAGGACACUGAGCAAUGAAUAUGAGUGCACCUGUCAUCACCCCUUUGUCAUUUGUUUUCAAUUUCUUCCAGUGUACAUAAGAUCAACCUCCAUAAACUGGUGCAAUGGAUAAUUGCGAGUUUUCAUUUCA